This is a messenger RNA of Aspergillus ruber CBS 135680, 1030 nucleotides long. RefSeq names its product AP-1 complex subunit sigma. The transcript is spliced from 4 exons. The record is from RefSeq and is a predicted model, not a curated record. The coding region runs from base 75 to 530 and encodes 151 amino acids. Gene Ontology annotation, molecular function: clathrin-cargo adaptor activity. Gene Ontology annotation, cellular component: intracellular membrane-bounded organelle; AP-1 adaptor complex. NCBI's taxonomy places the organism in Eukaryota, Fungi, Ascomycota, Eurotiomycetes, Eurotiales, Aspergillaceae. Gene Ontology annotation, biological process: vesicle-mediated transport; protein transport.
GUAGCUGUCCACAACAACUGUCGGAGCCCCUCUACCCUUUUCUCGCCAAUUCUCACCAACCAACACCAAACAUUAUGGCUAUCCAUUAUUUGAUUCUCCUGUCGAGACAGGGCAAAGUGCGUCUUGCCAAAUGGUUUACCACUCUGUCCCCGAAGGAUAAGGCCAAGAUCAUCAAGGAUGUGACUCAGCUUGUGCUCUCGCGCCGGACGCGGAUGUGCAACUUCCUUGAGUACAAAGACUCCAAAGUCGUCUACCGUCGUUAUGCCUCCCUCUUUUUCAUCGCCGGAUGCGGCUCGACCGACAACGAGUUGAUCACCCUCGAGACCGUUCACCGAUACGUCGAACAGAUGGACAAGUACUACGGCAACGUCUGCGAGCUCGAUAUCAUUUUCAAUUUCCAAAAGGCAUACUUUAUUCUGGACGAACUCCUGCUGGCGGGAGAGAUGCAAGAAAGCAGCAAGAAGAAUGUUUUGCGGUGCAUAAGUCAACAGGACAGUUUGGAAGACAUGGAGGUGAGUUCGUCACCUUGAUGUUGUGUCCCUCGUUGCCCGCACAUGCACUAGGACAAGCUGGCAAAGCACCUGUCAAACUUGCCUUGCAGCUUGUGUGUUUUGUUGGUCUGUCCGUCCAGCGUUCUCGUUCUUUCUUUGACCCAGUCUCAUCCCUAAUACUCCCCUGCUGCUAUCCCGGUACCUACAACUGCACGUCCCCUACCUCCCAUAACACCAAUCCCACUGCCAAUCUGUCCACCGGAGCACGUGUCAACAUGAGCUAAUACCACUGGUCCCUCAGGUUGAGGAGGACGUGGUUACGAAGAUCAUGUAGAGGCUUUUGAUUGUUCAUAUCCAGCGGCUCCUGUGUUCUGCGCUUGUUUGAUUUGAUUUUGUUUCGAGAUUGCAGACUGUAUACUGCCAUUGGGGCAUGGGCUACAUAGGCGUUGUCUUCUAUUUCUACUACUACUUGUGAUUUCAGACUAAUUAAUACGACAUUGACUACCAAUUCAGGAUCCCGAUGAAGUGAUCGCCAACCU